Molecule: messenger RNA, 788 nt
Organism: Vespa crabro (European hornet)
Lineage: Eukaryota; Metazoa; Arthropoda; Insecta; Hymenoptera; Vespidae
Gene: Uxt
Product: protein UXT homolog
Exons: 2
Coding region: 250-681 (143 amino acids)
Biological process (GO): negative regulation of transcription by RNA polymerase II
Molecular function (GO): transcription corepressor activity
Source: RefSeq, a predicted model, not a curated record
AUAUAAUAACAUUUAACAUAGGCGAGUUGAAUUUAGAAAUGAUAAUAUUCUUAUUUAUAUGAUUUAAUCAAUGUAACAGAUACGAUAAAUCAAAUGUUUUAUAACUUAAGAAUAUAUUUCUUAUAGUGUAUCUCAUUUAUAAUUGGUGUUACUCUGUUAAAAAUGAGUAUAGAAUAUUCGUGAUAUUUUCUAACCUCUAAACAUUUAAUAAACUUCUUAACGCAUCUUUCACAACUAUUAACUGUAACUAUGAAUGCAGAUAUACAGAAGAAAAUUCUACAGUUUGAAGCUUUUAUAAAUGGUGUGCUAAAGGCUGAUCUUGCCAAGUUAGAAGAAAAACUUGAUAAUAAAAAUACAGAUAUUGCUGAAUUUCUUCAACUAAAGAACAUUAUCACAACCUUUCAAUCCAGCGACUUUAAUAAAACAGAUUUUAAAACUCAAGUAGAUAUUGGAAAUAAUUUCUAUGUUGAAGCUCAUGUCCAAGAUGUUUCAAAUAUCCUAUUAGACGUUGGUUUGGGACACUAUGUCGAAUUUAGUUUAGAGGAAGCUUUGGUAAUAAUCAAUGUAAGAAUUAAACUUUUAGAAAAACAGAUAGUUCAUAUAAGGAAACAAAUUGCAAGAACUAAUGCCCAUAUAAAGUUAAUUUUAAUAGGUAUCAGGGACUUACAAGGAUUACGAUAGUGACAUGUGUUAUCAAAUUGUACAAUUCAAUGCUUAUACUUUCAAAUAGGUUUAACAUAUGUGUCAUAGACGUAUGUAUAUAAUAAAAUCCCAAUUAUUUCAUAUAA